AUGAGCUCUGGACCCAGCAUACAAAUUGAGACAUCCAAUCUUCUCGAGGUAAAGAUACGAUCCGAUGACGGAACUGCUUCGGCAAACGCCGACACGUUUUUUGAUUCCUACCCCCCACCAAUCAUGUCUAUACGCGCUCUUCCUCCCACUCUGUGCCUCGUUUUGCAUUACCAUGUCAGCUGGCUCGAUCCGUUUGAUCCAGGCGGGGGCUGGAACGAGGCGAUGGAUCCACGUCAAAUUCGUAGGGGGGCUCAGACAAUGAAAUUUGCUGCCGCCGGAUGGUUCGCGGUGGUGAUUUCCCGGAUAAAAUGUGAUAUCAUGCGUCGUGGUCAACUCAAGGAGGGGAGAGUACUACCUGUGCAGCCACCACAGGAUCCUGGAUUAUACCCUAACCCUGGAGAGUACGGGGGCCGACACCUAAUUUUCCGUGACAACCUUGAGGCCAAUUCAGACAAAAAUGACCAAAAUCUGAACAAUUUGGGCAUUAUCCGGGCUCCUGAAAGCAACCUUUACCGCAACGCCAUAUUCAUGCAGACGUGCCAGCCGCAGAUCAUAACCAGAACAAACUCCCACGACAUAUACUCCGUUUUCACCGGUCUCGUCAUAGAGAUCGCCCCAUUGCGGUCAUCCUCGGCUUGGUUACCAUUCUCGCCUAUCAUUUUUUCCUUACGCGUUCUGCUGGUACCCACCGGGACAAUGGCUGACCACUCGGCUUCUGUGAUACAUACUUCUUCUCUUUCCGGAAACAAAGGUGAAGAGUGGCUAUUCUCUUCGUGGACCACAAAACACGCGCGAGCAAGAAUCCAUGCUCCCUUUCUUUGGAUCGCUUGGUAUCUGCGCAAGACGACAUAUGACGUAACAUGGACCAUAGUUAUAACGCGUACUACCAGACAAGUCUGGAGCAAGACAACCUUCGAAACAGCCGAUGUCUUUUUUACAAUGGCUCGCUGCCCCCUCCGGUUCUACUAG
Messenger RNA from Guyanagaster necrorhizus, 969 nucleotides. RefSeq lists its product as uncharacterized. The record is from RefSeq and is a predicted model, not a curated record. NCBI's taxonomy places the organism in Eukaryota, Fungi, Basidiomycota, Agaricomycetes, Agaricales, Physalacriaceae. The coding region runs from base 1 to 969 and encodes 322 amino acids. The transcript is spliced from 5 exons.